Molecule: messenger RNA, 4982 nt
Organism: Chelmon rostratus (copperband butterflyfish)
Lineage: Eukaryota; Metazoa; Chordata; Actinopteri; Chaetodontiformes; Chaetodontidae
Product: bcl-2-modifying factor-like
Exons: 4
Coding region: 147-638 (163 amino acids)
Biological process (GO): positive regulation of apoptotic process; apoptotic process; negative regulation of autophagy
Cellular component (GO): myosin complex
Source: RefSeq, a predicted model, not a curated record
CGCAGAAUGAAGUAGUCGCGGAUGAGAUACGGACUAAACUCGCCUGACUUGUCAGGAUAUUGAAUUUUUGUCCUUUUUUUCUGAGUGUAAGACAACCGUUACAACGAAGCCCACCUCUGUGGCUGCUCAUCUUAUAGUGCCCCCGUAUGGACGAUGAGGAGGAUGAUGUGUUUGAGCCAGACCCCCACUGCUGGCACACCACAUUCCGAGAGAUAAAGUGUGAAGACCGGGGCACACAGACACCUGGCCCUGCCCUGGCACCGUACAACGGCAUGCUGCCCUGUGGAGUCGCAGAGGAGCCCAGACCACUCUUCUACGGCAACGCAGGUUUUCGAUUGCACUUCCCGGCACACUUUGAGCUUGUUGGGGAUCAGGAAGACAGGCGACAAGAAAGCGAAGGGGAACAAAACGAGAUGGAGCAGCUUCCCCGGCAGCAGCCCGUGGCCCGCAGUGUGGAGGCCUGCAUUGGCCAGAAACUCCAGCUGAUAGGAGACCAGUUUCACCGGGAACACCUACAACUGUAUCAUCGAAACCAAAGGAACCAGUGGCCGCUGUGGUGGCGCCUGGGCGCAGCUCUGCUCAGCCUUCUGUUUGACAGGGGGUUCAUUGCUGGAGGAGGUGGAGCGGGACGGAGGUGAGGGGGGGUCUUUCCCCUCACAUCCCUUUUCUUCAUCUCUCUGAGGAACUGGACUCUUAAUGGCACUGUCAAAUCUAACACGGGUCUGUUUUGGGGGGAAAAAAGAAAGGAGACAUAGUGUCACCGCGGGACGGAGACAACCAACUUUUAUACAAGGUCGUGCGUGUUUUUUUCUUUCCAAGAAGAUGCCAUGAUGCUCCGAGAUUCCUCUACAGGACAAUGUUCAUAUUUUGGUAAACGUGUGGUGUAGUAGUUUUGUACAGUACAUUGUUCUUGGUAAAUUUUUUGCACUUCAACAUGUAUCCAUCUUUAAUGACCUCCACAGACCCUGGGCAUGCCUUAUUCAAUGUAUUCUGCCAGAAUGAGUAUUGAGCAACUUUGACAGGCAAGAUGAGAUGGUUAGGAAAUGAAAGGAAAUGUGGCGUGAGUUUCCCAGCUGACCAGACAAGUUGAUUAACUAAUUUCCAAAGAGGCAACUUCUCAGAACAAAGCAUUUUGCACCUCACCUCAAUGGAACAUUUAUGUCGUCUUAUUUUCUUUAUUUUGCUUUCUAUUUUUGUUUUCUUACUGCUCCAUUUUCUUCGGUAUGGUAUUAAGUUUGAACACGUUCCCACAGUAUCAUUCAAAAUAUUGGGAACCAAGUCUCUGCAAUCGAAAGAUCUUUCUUUGAUAUGCACCAAUGUUUUAAGUUUUUCUUCAGUCACAUGCUACAUGUCAAACAAUUAGAACAUUUUGAUGGCUCAGGACCUCGGUGGAGUUUGUACUGAACAUCAGUGACUGGUCAAACAAGCCUGGUGACUGUUAGCAAACCUGUGUACAACAGCAUUCAAUAAAAAUGCAAUGCAACUCAAUCUUACAGCAAUAUGAGGAUAUAUAUACCCUGUGGUGAUUGGACAUCACAGAAUCAUAUAACUGAUUAUGCAACUUCCCUUAUUGGCGUGUAGGAUCUAAGGCCUAUUACUUGCUGAAUGGAUGUUGUCUGAGAUGUAGCACACUAAAGAAGAACUUAAAAAGACAAAUGAAAUCACGAAAUUAUAUUUAGAUUGAAGUUAUGUUGUGCUUACUUUUUGCCUGAGUUUUGGAGGUCUAGCACCUGUGCACUAAAUUCUAGCAUUAGAGUUAAAGCACAUUGUUUGUUAUCCAGAGCAAACCAUCCUUUACCUAACAAAAGUAUUUGGCCAAGUCUACUAUAAUGAUUUAAUUUCAAAUUUAGUGAGAACACCAGAUUCUCUUUAUUAGUUUCAAUGUGUUCCCAAAUUCAUCCUCAAAUUCAAGUUAUUCCUGUAUUUUAGAUGUAUCCUUUUCAUGUGAUUGUUUUCAGACCUCCAUGCCCUUGAAGUGGAACUGUGGAUCCACUGUUUUUGCACUAGACGCACACCCUUCAAGAGUUCAGAUUGUUACCAAGCUAACCUCUGUCUUGAAUGAAGGUUUUCAGUUAUGACUUGUGUUCUUGCCACAACAUUUCACUCUCAUGUCCUAGACAAAUAAUCAAUGUUGAGACCUGACAGAACGCAGUCUGGAGUCUGGAUUGGAUAUGGGUUCUGGAAAUUUCACGUACCAGUGUUUCAGGCUACAGCAGAGUUACAAUAGAGCCACCUCACUCCAUUGAAAGGUUUCUGUUUUUCACAGCCCGUGUGUUCUGAACACCAAACAAUACUGCAUAAUCAAUCUGUGAAACAGAUCUUCUCAGGCUACUUUUAUAGGGUUUUACAUCAUUUUACAUUUUGUUGGGUGGUUUCGUGUUGUCUUUAGUGCUCAGAUCCAGAUUUGGGACAUUUUUAGCACAUACAACCACCACCGACUCAGCAGACAAAUGACAAAAACACAAAAGUGAAAAUGACUGUAAUUAUUGUUGAAAUAUGAAUAUGUUGAAAGACACUGUUGAAGAUGCUGUUUGUUAUAUUCUCCAUUGCUGAACCCAGGCCAACUUUUUGACCCAAGGAGCAGUACAUAUCAGGGGUCUGUAAUUACUUGCUCCUUACAAUGUGUCAAGUUUAUCACUGCAUAAUUAGGGUUUCCUCUCAUUUUCUUAGAGAUGUCUCAGGGACGGACUGUGUGGGCUACUGGUAACCUUGAGAAUCUGUUACAUGGUUAGAAGGAGAGCAGUGUUUUCACCCAUUUAUUUACAAUGAAACCUCCCGGGGGUGUUGUCAAGUCUCUUAUUUUCAUUUCAGUUCAAAAAUUCCUCUUGGCCAAUUUUUCAGCACAGACAUAAAGGUACAGUUUGACUGAGGAGCCGGAGGCUGACUUGCUGACUGUUGUGGUGACGGGGGCCACUGAGCAUGUAGUAGUUGUAGGCGUGAGGUGCACUGAAUGUGGUUGUGGUUAUAGUUUCCUGCGGAUCCUGAACGCUGAGCCAGUUCCCUGUUGCGCCCGUCCCACCAUUGGCUCUUGGCUUCCUCUUUGUGCUGCUCCUUUAUUACAUGGGUAUUGUUCAUCGGUUCAUUUUUCUUUGUAACUUAUUUUUUUACCUUCUUAUUUAUUUUUGUACAUUUGCCCAUUUCUACUGUAUACACUUGUGUGUGCAAUUACUUCUUAUUUCCUUUUUUUUUGUUGGUCUUGGACCUGUAUAUUCUUCUGUUGUUUGACUCUGUGCAGAGCAGGUUGGUUUGCUUCAUGUAAUACUGAGCCCAAAUUCUAAGUUUUGGUAUCACUCAUCUGUUGUAGGCUAUAAGAUGUUUGUAUUUUGGCCCUUCAUGAAGAACACCUAUGAUCUGUCCGAAUUCAUGUUGGUUGCAAUGGAUUUCAAUCAUAUAGUCAAAGUUUCGCCAAAAUUCACUGCUUCUGUCAGAGCUUCACAGCUUUGAGGAGGACAGCAUUGUACAGAAGAGGUGGUGCAAUCAUUCACAUAUCCAAAAUGUAACUGUUUGGAGAAUUUAGGUAGACAGUGGAGAAGUAGGUUACACUGCAGGAGUCGAUUUUCUAUCGUCAUUUUGAAAACCACUAUUGGAAACCAUUAUGCCCAACAUGAAUUCACAAUAACCACAGCUCCUCAUGAAGAAGAAAACGCAUCUUUCAAGCCUGCACUUGUUCGAUACUCAAAAAAUAGAUUUUGGGUGGAGUAUUUCACUUAAAAGGUUGUGAUUUUCCAGGGAUGGGCCCAACCAAUUCAGACCUUUUUCAUUAUCUUUCACCAGUCAUCGUGGGUAGAUUCACAAUAUGUGGUUUAGAAAAGCAGCGGCUUUGAUGCUUUAACCUUUCAACAGGAUAUGACCUUUCCUUUAUAAUUAAUGAGUCAUCACCCAUCCCACCCGUUACUAAAGAUACAUAUGACAUUAGAAAUGCUUCAAAACACACAGAGGAAGGUUGCCUUCAUAUUCUUCUCAAGUCACAGGGCGUUAGUUUAUGUGUUCAAUUCUUUAAUCUUGAUCAUUGUGUUGUAAUCAAUAUGCACUGGAAAGUACUUUGUUUCUGUAGAUCCCAUGGGUCCCUUAUCUGUUGUGUGUUAAUGUAUAGUAUAUACUCUGGAUUGUUCUCUCGGGCUAAUCUUGCCAUGCGUUAGAUGAAUAUCUGUGCAUCGACCAAGUACGCUGGGAUCGAUGGCCUGUUUGAUUUAUUGGAAAGGGAAACAAGCCACCAUGGUGCCCUGUAUAAUUUUGUUAGAAUGAGGUUCCCUAGCUGCGCUCAUCACAUUAUAUGUGAGUGUGGAGAAUCCCUAGAGUGGGACAUGUAUUUUAUGGAAACCGUCAGUGUCUUGAAUUUUGUAGUCCACUUUAUAUAAAUUUGAAGUUUUCGAGGAAGGUUUUGAUUUUGAUUUUUUUUUUAAUGAUAACAUUUCUUCUUCAUGGUCUUUUUAACUUUUUGAAAUGUAUUUUCUUAAGAAAAAGGGUCUGCUUUUAUAAGGACAGUUCAUGCUUGUAAAAUAAUUUUUAGUAGGAUCCUUUUGAAGUCCAUGAGAUCAAGGGCAUUUUUUUUAUACAAAAAUGAACUUGCAACAUUCCUUGCACAUCUCAUUGUAAUAAACAAAACCAAGCGAACCAAAAUAAUUCAUGGUUUUGGUAAAUUUGGCUCAUAGCUAUGAAAUAUUUGCCCUUCUUUACAGAACAGAUAAAGUGUACAUGUAUUUGUAAAACCCUGGAAUAUGCCUUUAACUGCUCAGUUUCAACGAAGUCUUGAUUAUCACACACUCUCUGUUAAACCAAGAAAUGAGACCCAGCGAAAAUGUAGCAUUUUUGUAAACAUUGACUGUGUGUUUUCGAGACUCUACUGUGCACUCAUUUUUGUGUUUAUAUUUUUUUUUUGGUUGUUGAUAUAAUAUGGAAGUAAAGACAAUUUGUUAUGUAGUGCAAUAUGCUGUACAUAUGGAGCUUUGCUCUACAAAUCUUUUUCCUGGAUUUCUUGUUGU